Molecule: messenger RNA, 1816 nt
Organism: Trichechus manatus latirostris (Florida manatee)
Lineage: Eukaryota; Metazoa; Chordata; Mammalia; Sirenia; Trichechidae
Gene: MOB3C
Product: MOB kinase activator 3C
Exons: 3
Coding region: 390-1214 (274 amino acids)
Cellular component (GO): cytoplasm
Source: RefSeq, a predicted model, not a curated record
GCCCAGCUGGCCACGUGAGGGCCCUUUCCUCUUUCCGGGUAAAAAAAAAAGGAAAAGACUUUUUUGGUAGAAAAGUCCCUCUUGCUCCUUGGGAAUCCCCGGUGGCCGGAUGAACUACGUGAUAUCCCAGAGGAAGCUGAAGGCGGGGGCACUCCCCCUGCCCCCAGCACAAUGCAGCCCAGCUCUGCCAAACUGCACCAGCUGGCUUAUGGGGACUCCCAGAGGUCAUCUCGUCCAGGCCCCUGCUCCUGGCAGUCCUACAGGGAGCCUCUGCAGCCUCCCUAAGGGUCAGUAGCAAGUCUGAUGAGCACCAGUCUGGAAUCCAGGGCCAGCCCUUUGUGAGAUGGCAUGAAAGCAGAGAGGAAACAAAACAAGACCGAAGGCAUAGGAUGCAAAGGUUGACCGAAGACUCAGGCGAGGGGGAAAUGACAUGUUGGGAAAUCCAAGCCCCUUUGGUUUUUGCUCCCCAUGCCCUUGUCUCCGGCAGGUCAGUGCCCCGGACGCCCAGGCCCAGUUGGGCCAUGGCGCUGUGCCUGAAGCAGGUAUUCUCCAAGGACAAGACAUUCCGGCCCCGGAAGCGCUUCGAGCCCGGCACACAGCGCUUUGAGCUGUACAAGAAGGCGCAGGCAUCGCUCAAGUCGGGCCUGGACCUGCGCAGUGUUGUGAGGCUGCCACCUGGUGAGAGCAUCCACGACUGGAUCGCAGUGCACGUGGUGGACUUCUUCAACCGCAUCAACCUCAUCUACGGCACUAUGGCCGAGCGCUGUAGUGAGACCAGCUGCCCGGUCAUGGCAGGCGGGCCCCGCUACGAGUACCGCUGGCAGGAUGAGCGCCAGUACCGACGACCGGCCAAGCUGUCAGCGCCGCGCUAUAUGGCGCUGCUCAUGGACUGGAUCGAAGGCCUCAUCAACGAUGAGGAUGUCUUUCCCACGCGCGUUGGAGUUCCCUUCCCUAAGAACUUCCAGCAGGUGUGCACCAAGAUCCUGACCCGCCUCUUCCGCGUCUUUGUCCAUGUCUACAUCCACCACUUCGACAGCAUCCUCAGCAUGGGGGCCGAGGCACAUGUCAACACCUGCUACAAGCACUUCUACUACUUCAUCCAAGAGUUCAGCCUGGUGGACCAGCGGGAACUGGAGCCGCUGGAUCUUGAAGGCCCUCCACUUUGCUGCCCUUUCUUCUGGCUCACCAGAGGAGGCCCCAGUCCAGCAUUCUAAAAGAUGGCUUUGCUUGCACACCUCUUAUGACAGGUCACUUACUCCUCCUCAGUCAUUGGACAGCUCAGACUGUUAGACAGUUCAGCCUCUGGACUCAUGGUUAUUUUGAAACACCAUGGCAGUAAGGAUCAAUUUAUCUCAGAGUUGUGUAGUCCAGGGCCUACACCUUACAUGGGAAUGUCUGUGAAUACAUCAGGAAGGCUUCAUAAAACUGCUUUGAAAGAUUCCGAGAGGGAUGCUUAGAAAAGAAUAGACAGAGGUAGAGAGAAAGAAAGGGAGAAAAGAGAGAGCUGAGGCCUCAGAGAUACAGAGCAGAGUCCCCCACAGGUCAAAACCUGGCAGGAGAGGGUCCUGGGAAAGGCAAUGUACUGAGGGUAGAGGGGCAGCAUGGUUGGGCAGCCAGGCUGGGGAAGGCAUUAUUUUCCUGUUGGCUAAGAUCUGUAGAAAUCCUUGGAGCAGGAAUGAGUGUUCCGUUCUCCCCACCCUGGGGCAGAGCAUCCAUCUGUUGAGUAAAGAAUGCCCCACCACCCUUGACCCCAAAGAACACUGCAGCCUCCUCAUGGAGGUUUUCUGCUGCAAUAUUUUCAUACCCCACUCUACCC